AGUCUGACAGGCUCCUGCAGAGUUACAUCACUUCCUAAAAAUCAGGCAAACACCUCUCCUUCAAGUGAGCACCGACCUAAAGGGGCAGGAAACAGGAAAUGUGCGCGUUGGAGGGAGGCCGGGGCUUCGCAGCAUCCUGAGCGCGGGCAAGCCAGCUGACAUGACCCGGCCGUGCGCUGCCUUGGUCUUGGCCCUGGGGCUCGCGCUUGGUCACUCCAGCCAGGGAAAUGAGGAGGAGUCAGACUACUCAGGACAGAGCACCACUGAAGAAGAAAGCGCAGAGGACGAGACGACAAGUGCUUUGGCUACAGUGACCACAGAAGCAUUAGCUGCAGAUGUGAACUCUACCGACACCAACGGCACCUCCAAUCAGGCGGAAUUUCUGUUAAUGGUGGCAAUCCCCCUAGGAGCGCUGCUCAUCCUUCUAUUCGUGUUCCUCAUUGUAGCCUACUUUAAAAGCAAGAGACCUAAACAAGAGCCUUCUAGCCAAGGAUCUCAAAGUGCCUUACAGACACAUGAACUAGGAGGUGAAACCCUGAAAGUACCGAUCUUUGAAGAGGACACACCCUCUGUUAUGGAAAUAGAGAUGGAAGAGCUUGAUAAAUGGAUGAACAGCAUGAACAGAAACGCCGACUAUGAAUGUUUACCUACUUUGAAGGAAGAAAAGGAGCCAAACCUCAGCCCAAGUGACAGUGAAUCCUAAACCCAAGUGGUGUUGAUGUUUCCCAAGAGCACACUUCCCGAAGGCACCUGCCAGCCCACCAGGGGAGGAUGAAGAGGAGACUAGUUUAAUUAUUUUCAAAUCAGUGUAGACACAAGAACCUUUUAGUGUUUCUUCCACUGUCCCCUCUUCAGACGAUGGCAUCCCCUGGACUUGGAAGAAUGAGGGACUGAAGUCUUGGGAAGACCUGGUGCCCACCAGCCCAGUCAUGGUGAAGGAGACCUGUGUGGCGCUGGCUUCAGAUCUGUGGGUGUCCCUCCCCACUGCCUCCUCCUCACUUAUUCUGAUCUCCCUAAGAUGACAGCACUGGUUGCUUCACUUGCAAGGUUUGGAUCAGGAAGCUGGUCUUCUUCCGGGUCACCUUCCUGCCUAACAGGUUUGGAUAGUAUCCGCUCGAUAUUCAGUCUCUCAGGUCAACUCUAGUCAUCUGGAACUUUCUUCAAGGACAGUUGUGUUAUGGAAAACACGCCAAACAAAGCGGGUGUUUCAUAGCCACACCAUCCCAGGGAGUUGUUAAGCUUGUUCCUUACCUGCUAAGAAAACACAAGAAAGUCCACGGUUCUCAUGGGAGAUCCUUGCGUGACUCGUAGACUUGCACUCGGCCACAUCUCGGUCACCUUUGAAAACUUCGUAGGAGAAGUAGCCAUCUUUAAAGAGAGAAGCAACUUUUGUCUUAUCAGCUAAAGUCGCCUCUACUUGCAGCACCCCAAAGCUGCUGAUCUUGUUUCAAGCCACAGGCCUGGCCUGGGCCAUGCGGGCUUGGUAUACAUGCAGGUUGGAGUCAUCUGUCACCCUUCUGUAUCUUGGAGAUCUUCAAGACUGAGCAAGAAAGAUCUGUACCGUGGCAGCUCUGGUUCAGGGCACUUGGUGUCCCUCUGCACUCUACACCCAGCCUUCCCUGUAGGCUGGGAUGAGACUCCAAUCCUCAGCACUCUGGGAGGUGGCUAUCAGGCCAUCAGAAGUGACAUUCUACAUGAAAUUAGUUGAUAUCCAUGUUCUAAAAACAAUGGAGUAAAAAAUGCAGAAAACCCCACUAACCUCUCCUCCUCAAUAAAGCCAGUUCAUUUAA
This is a messenger RNA of Grammomys surdaster, 1790 nucleotides long. It is a transcript of the gene Tmem154, whose product is annotated as transmembrane protein 154. Bases 161 to 703 code for a protein of 180 amino acids. The record is from RefSeq and is a predicted model, not a curated record. NCBI's taxonomy places the organism in Eukaryota, Metazoa, Chordata, Mammalia, Rodentia, Muridae. The transcript has 7 exons.